AUGAACAUUUUAGCAGCAGUCUGCUGCGGUAGUGACCAAUGCUGGAGGAUUGAACAUAUAAACCCUUCAGCAACAGUCUACUGCGGUAGUGACCAAGGCUGGAGGAUUGAACAUAUAAACCCUUCAGCAACAGUCUACUGCGGUAGUGACCAAGGCUGGAGGAUUGAACAUAUACACUCUUCAGCAACAGUCUACUGCGGUAGUGACCAAGGCUGGAGGAUUGAACAUAUAAACCCUUCAGCAACAGUCUACUGCGGUAGUGACCAAGGCUGGAGGAUUGAACAUAUACACUCUUCAGCAACAGUAUACUGUGGUAGUGAUCAAGGCUGGCGGAUUGAACAUAUACACUCUUCAGCAACAGUCUACUGCAGUAGUGACCAAGGCUGGAGGAUUGAACAUAUAAACCCUUCAGCAACAGUCUACUGCGGUAGUGACCAAGGCUGGAGGAUUGAACAUAUACACUCUUCAGCAACUGUAUACUGUGGUAGUGAUCAAGGCUGGCGGAUUGAACAUAUACACUCUUCAGCAACAGUCUACUGCAGUAGUGACCAAGCCUGGAGGAUUGAACAUAUAAACCCUUCAGCAACAGUCUACUGCGGUAGUGACCAAGGCUGGAGGAUUGAACAUAUACACUCUUCAGCAACAGUAUACUGUGGUAGUGAUCAAGGCUGGCGGAUUGAACAUAUACACUCUUCAGCAACAGUCUACUGCGGUAGUGACCAAGGCUGGAGGAUUGAACAUAUAAACCCUUCAGCAACAGUCUACUGCGGUAGUGACCAAGGCUGGAGGAUUGAACAUAUAAACCCUUCAGCAACAGUCUACUGCGGUAGUGACCAAGGCUGGAGGAUUGAACAUAUAAACCCUUCAGCAACAGUCUACUGCGGUAGUGACCAAGGCUGGAGGAUUGAACAUAUACACUCUUCAGCAACAGUAUACUGUGGUAGUGAUCAAGGCUGGCGGAUUGAACAUAUACACUCUUCAGCAACAGUCUACUGCAGUAGUGACCAAGGCUGGAGGAUUGAACAUAUAAACCCUUCAGCAACAGUCUACUGCGGUAGUGACCAAGGCUGGAGGAUUGAACAUAUACACUCUUCAGCAACUGUAUACUGUGGUAGUGAUCAAGGCUGGCGGAUUGAACAUAUACACUCUUCAGCAACAGUCUACUGCAGUAGUGACCAAGCCUGGAGGAUUGAACAUAUAAACCCUUCAGCAACAGUCUACUGCGGUAGUGACCAAGGCUGGAGGAUUGAACAUAUACACUCUUCAGCAACAGUCUACUGCAGUAGUGACCAAGGCUGGAGGAUUGAACAUAUACACUCUUCAGCAACAGUCUACUGCGGUAGUGACCAAGGCUGGAGGAUUGAACAUAUAAACCCUUCAGCAACAGUCUACUGCGGUAGUGACCAAGGCUGGAGGAUUGAACAUAUACACUCUUCAGCAACAGUAUACUGUGGUAGUGAUCAAGGCUGGCGGAUUGAACAUAUACACUCUUCAGCAACAGUCUACUGCAGUAGUGACCAAGGCUGGAGGAUUGAACAUAUAAACCCUUCAGCAACAGUCUACUGCGGUAGUGACCAAGGCUGGAGGAUUGAACAUAUACACUCUUCAGCAACUGUAUACUGUGGUAGUGAUCAAGGCUGGCGGAUUGAACAUAUACACUCUUCAGCAACAGUCUACUGCAGUAGUGACCAAGCCUGGAGGAUUGAACAUAUAAACCCUUCAGCAACAGUCUACUGCGGUAGUGACCAAGGCUGGAGGAUUGAACAUAUACACUCUUCAGCAACAGUAUACUGUGGUAGUGAUCAAGGCUGGCGGAUUGAACAUAUACACUCUUCAGCAACAGUCUACUGCGGUAGUGACCAAGGCUGGAGGAUUGAACAUAUACACUCUUCAGCAAUAGUAUACUGUGGUAGUGAUCAAGGCUGGCGGAUUGAACAUAUACACACUUCAGCAACAGUCUACUGCGGUAGUGACCAAGGCUGGAGGAUUGAACAUAUAAAUUCUUCAGCUACGGUCUUCUGUGGUAGUGACCAAGUCUGGAGGAUUGAACAUAUAAACCCUUCAGCAACAGUCUACUGUGGUAGUGAUCAAGGCUAG
Molecule: messenger RNA, 2097 nt
Organism: Ylistrum balloti
Lineage: Eukaryota; Metazoa; Mollusca; Bivalvia; Pectinida; Pectinidae
Exons: 1
Coding region: 1-2097 (698 amino acids)
Source: RefSeq, a predicted model, not a curated record